Cetraspora pellucida is the source of this 303-nucleotide messenger RNA. NCBI's taxonomy places the organism in Eukaryota, Fungi, Glomeromycota, Glomeromycetes, Diversisporales, Gigasporaceae. The record is from the annotation of a GenBank genome assembly.
AUGAGUUUGACAGAAGAAACACAAAACUUACAUGUAGAUAGUGAAGUAACACCACAUUUGCAAGAGGAUCUAACUAUAGAUUGGAAUCGCUUACGAUUAAUAGACUUUACUAAAGCAGAACUAAUUACCUGUUUGGAGGAUCUUUGGACAGAGCCAAAAAGAGAUUUCAACCUGCAAAAACCAGAAAAAGGUAAAGCUGUGGAAUGGGAUCUAAGUGAAGACUAUAAUGAAAGACCUCUCUCACCAGAUGAGCUAGCCGAGCAAAUUUAUGCUUUUUUGUCUUAUAUGGAAAAUAGAUUAUAG